Phytomonas sp. EM1 is the source of this 1023-nucleotide messenger RNA. Lineage: Eukaryota; Euglenozoa; Kinetoplastea; Trypanosomatida; Trypanosomatidae. The record is from the annotation of a GenBank genome assembly.
AUGUCAACAGCGGCAUCGCCCGUGCACUCUACCGGUGUAGGAGGGGACAUUAGCACAGAAGGACUUACUGCAACUACCCUUAUCUCAUUUAACACUACGGUCAUCUCCCCCCGUUCAGGGAGCCUUUUUUCAGAUAAUGAUGAUCUUGAAAGAAACAACAAGAUCCUGCAACGGCUGCUGAAUGAAGCAACACAAGUGGCCACGUCUGACGACGAUGCCAUUUCGAAUGAGAGUGAGAAGGGGCCCCUGGCAACGUUUUCUAUUUAUGCACCCAAUGUCCUCGACGACCCGUCUAACCCCUACGGUGAGCUCCCGACAGGUCCCUCUUGUAACGCCUCACAAAGCAACAAUGGGUUUAUAGUGGAGGGAAGCAGUACGGUUCCUGAAAAGAAAACCCCAGUACUACAUGGUGUGCUACCGCCGCCACCACCGGUAUACGGUGGCACACCCAUCAUCGGGGCAAGUGUGUUUCCCUACUCUGGGAUUCCUCAUGUGAGCCCUGCAAUUACUUCAGUGAAGGCACCGCCAUCGUUUGCGGAGGCCAUUGCGAAAACUACCCCUUUGUCAAUGCCAAGAAUGUCGAUGCUGGAAAAUUCACCCAUGGUGGGCAAUUAUAUGCAUUCCACCUCAGCUACUCCACAGCCCGCUGACAGCAUUAUACUACGUAAUCUAAAUGGAGUAUUCCUGCUUAAACCUGUUGCAAAUAAAAAAAUAAUGCAAUACACACCGCCCACGGCAAGCAACUCCCCUCCGAUUUCACCACUCCCGCGGUACACGCUGCCGGCUGCUGCAGGGCCGUCACCUAGUACCAUGUUUCUAGGUGGAAAUUCAACGCAGACCCAUCCUCAGCACACUUGCGCAUCCAGUUACGGUGAUCCCCCACAUUACAGUAUGGUCGCGGGAUGUAACGGAGGCGCAGUCAACACUCCCUUUUUCUCUGGAGGAGUAUACACGCAGAGUAUUGCGUCAUCUCGUGGAACACCCUCCUACACAGCGGCACCACCACCUUACAGCGCAGUAUAA